Trichogramma pretiosum is the source of this 1477-nucleotide messenger RNA. It is a transcript of the gene Vha36-1, whose product is annotated as V-type proton ATPase subunit D. The coding region runs from base 207 to 947 and encodes 246 amino acids. Lineage: Eukaryota; Metazoa; Arthropoda; Insecta; Hymenoptera; Trichogrammatidae. The transcript is spliced from 4 exons. Gene Ontology annotation, cellular component: proton-transporting V-type ATPase complex. The record is from RefSeq and is a predicted model, not a curated record. Gene Ontology annotation, molecular function: proton-transporting ATPase activity, rotational mechanism.
CACACACUAGGAUACGGAGGAGCACCGAGGCACUGCGAGAGACUUCAGACUUGGAGAAUUCACGACGACGACGACGAGUACGGUAUCGACUAUAUACCAACCAACACGCUCAGUCAGUGCUGUGUGUUCCACUGUUCCGCUUUGUCAAAGUCAGCUGAUCACAGGAUCCGAUCGUUCGUCGCGACUCGAGCUGCAGAAAAGUAAACAUGUCGGGAAAGGAAAAGCUAGCCAUUUUCCCGUCUCGGGGAGCCCAAAUGUUGAUGAAGUCCAGAUUGGCUGGCGCACAAAAAGGACAUGGAUUGCUCAAGAAAAAGGCUGACGCCCUUCAGAUGCGUUUCAGGAUGAUCCUUGGUAAAAUUAUCGAGACCAAAACACUCAUGGGAGAAGUGAUGAAAGAAGCUGCCUUCUCUCUGGCGGAAGCUAAAUUUGCCACCGGUGAUUUCAACCAAGUUGUUCUUCAGAACGUAACAAAGGCACAAAUUAAGAUACGUUCAAAGAAAGACAAUGUUGCUGGUGUAAAUCUUCCAGUAUUUGAAUCCUAUCAAGAUGGUACUGAUACUUACGAACUAGCUGGUCUAGCCAGGGGUGGUCAGCAGUUGUCAAAGUUGAAAAAAAAUUAUCAGAAGGCUGUGACUUUACUGGUCGAGCUGGCUUCUCUUCAAACCAGUUUCGUCACCCUUGACGAAGUCAUUAAAAUCACUAAUCGCCGUGUAAAUGCUAUUGAACAUGUCAUCAUUCCAAGAAUUGAAAGAACUCUUCAGUACAUCAUUUCAGAAUUAGAUGAGCUUGAAAGAGAAGAAUUCUACCGUCUGAAGAAAAUUCAGGAUAAGAAAAAACAGGCCAAAGCUAAGGCUGAAGCUCGAAGGUUAGCGAUGAGAGCACUUGGAACUGAUGACAGAGAUGUAGCAAAUAUGUUGGAUGAAGGAGAUGAUGAUAUAUUGUUCUAAAUGCCACUGAAAUUAUUCUUAGGUGUCGAUAAUAUAUAUUCAUUUUGCUGCCACUUCCAAGUUGAAAAACUGCUAUUUGCAGCAUGUAUUAUUUAUAAACCAGACAUGGUGUUAAAAUUGUACAUUUAAAAUAUCACUUUUUUGUUAAUAUUUUUUUUUAUGAUCAUUAAACUCUUGGAAUAUUUUACAAAUUAUCAACUGUGCAGCAGCAAAAUUCAUUGUUUCUAAUGCAUUAAAUUAAACUUGUUACAAGUAUUAUAGUGUUAGAAUCAAAUUCUCAUUGAGUUUAAUAAAUAGAUGAAAUUCAACAUUGUAAUCAACUUAUUUUAAAAUUAUAUGUAAAGCUUUAUGGAAAUUCAUAAAUAAUUAUAACAAAAGUGUAAAUUUCAAAAUAUAAUAAAUUUAUUUUAUUCUAAAUAAGACUUUAUGAAAAAUGAACAUAUAAUUGACUUGUGAAAUUUGUCUUUUAUGGUAAGUAAGCACAAAAAAGUAAAAAUUGUUAAUUUACAAAUAAAAAAUAUUAAGUAUUA